GAGGGGGUGGAAUGCUGGGACGAAACAGAGAGGAGCAGGUAAUUUAAUUAUGGCAAAUGUUUUUCUUUGUUGUUGAAAACUUUUUCAUUUUAAAAUUUAUUAGUGUUUCUUGCUCAGAUUUAACCACAAGGUUUUGGAAACUGUAGUUAUCAAAUAAAUGCUUGACACCAGGCCUGCCAAUAUCAUUUUGUUCUUUUAAUGUAGGAAUACUUGGAGAAGCUGCGUCAGAUCCGAAUCCAAAAUAUGAAGGACAGAAGAGCCAUCCGAGGAGGGAACGUGGCCGAACACGCUGAUAACAAGGUAAAGAAGUUUAUUCGACCUCACUUCCUAUUCUCAUCCUUGGUUCUAAGAUAACCUGUUCAGUGAGGGCAAAGUAAAAAUUAUCAGUUGUAAUAUAUAUUGUUGUUCAUUCUAAUUCUUAGGCCUCUGAAGAUUCUGAAGAAAGAAAGAAAAAAGUGGAAGCUCUAAAAGUAAGCCUUUCAAAUUUUGAAAACAAACAAUUCAAAUUCUUUAAGAAGUUGUUUAGCGUUUGAUAAUUCAUUAAGAAAUUUCAAAUAAACUUUGUAGGCUAUGCGUUGUAGACAGCCAGAUUUUUUGUGUGUGUUAAAUUCUCAUAAUUGGUGUAAUUGGAAAUGAAAUAAAUUUUCUUAAUUACAGUUACAGGCAGAGCAGUGGGCAGAGAUGAAGAAAAAAGAACUUGAAAAACAGCGCCAAGGAAUUGUGCCGGUAAGUUUUUUUCAUUUUGGGAAUGUGAGAGUUAUUGGAUAUGCCUAAAACUAAAGGCUUUUAAUGAAGUGAGUGUUGGCACCUCCAAGGUGUGUGGUAAAUAAAGAUUCAGGUGCUUCAUUGUUGGCAUCUACAAGGUGUGUGUUGAAUAGAGAUUCAGGUGCUUGAGUGUUGGCAUCUACAAGGUGUGUGGUGAAUAGAGAUUCAGGUGCUUCAGUCUUGGCAUCUCCAAGGUGUGUGGUGAAUAGAAAUAUUCAGGUGCCUCAGUAUGUUAUAUGUGUAGUUCUCAUUGUUUGACAAGUUUUAUUUUUUUAAAAGCAAAAUUCUUUAAUGAAAUAUAAAAGAUAUGUUCUUGAAUACACUAAAAUUUGAGUGGUGUCUAUUGUUUUGAUAUUGUGUCAAACUGAGCUUGUAAGACACAUUGUCAUGGUAAGAUAGAGGCAUGAAUUUAUCUGUAGUGCUGCAGGCAUAAGCUGGCUGGGCAAGGUAAGAUUAUUACGCACUGGCUUCUCUUGUGAGAAAUUAAUCUCUUAUUUUUUUAAUUUAUGGCUUGUUCAAACAGUGCCUAACAAAGGAUGAUACCAUAGAAAUAUGAUAAUAAAGAUACGACACCCAAAACAGUUGCCAGUUACAAUUAAUAUGAUUUAUAAUUUAGUAAUAAUACAAUAACAAAACAAAAGAAAUAUAAUUAUAAAUCAUCAACUUACAGUAUGGUAGAUCUUGUACCGAUACACAGUUAAUACAAUGUGCCAAUGAAUGCGAAAUAAACACAUGAGUACACAAAUACACAAAGAAUAAUACACGCCAAAUAAAACUAAAAAUCUAUCUAUCUAUCUGAAUCUCCGUCCCCUCUCUGUGGCUGUCAAUCCUUUAUAUAUGUGAAUCUACCGACGCGUAAGCCCUGCCUUCCAGAAGCUACUCAGCAUUUGUUUACAUUUCUGAACAAAUCGAGAUCAUUCGACAAGAUACUAGAAGACAGUCUAACCAUGUUUAAUGGGUAAACACGACAGAUCAAAAGAACUAGCCCCGCCCUUCUAUGAAGCGAGCGUCUGCUUAAUAAUCUAAUUUAAGGUCAAGCAAAGUUCACGCACUGGGAAAUCGUGUAAAACGUUAUACAUAACAAAGAUAGAUGCAUGAAUUUAUCUGCAGUGCUGCAGACAUAAGCUGGCUGGUGAUUUACCAGGUGUUGAAUUUAAAAGGUUCAUCUUCUUCUAUAUGUUAAGGCCCACGAUCAAUGUAUUGAUCAUUCUGGCUCCCAUGCAUGUAGAGGGAUUGCAAUGUUUCUGUGCCUGGUGUUGAAGAGGAUAUUUCACUGGUUGCAAGGGCUACACAGCAAGGGUAUCAGGAACUGGGGGCUGGAAGGCCUGAGGCAAUAGAUACAAAUGUGUCAAGUGUUGUCGCCUCAACUGUUCCUUUUGGAAGCUCGUUACAGUCCCUGAUGGUCUUUGGCAGGAAUGAUCAGCUACUGUACUGUGUUCUUGCUGUUAUGAGCCCGAACUGCCUGUCAUGGCCUUGUUGCUGUCUAUUGGGGGAGAGGGACGAGUUUCUGCUUAAUGCUGGAGCUGUGGACCAGGCCCAUUAUUAUCUUGUAAAUCAUAGAGAGCCUGGAUAAUCAUUUGAUAUUGUAAUUUUUAACAUUAGGAACUUGAUUAAGCAUGGAUUAAUGUAUGUGAUCAAGCAAGGGUUAAUGUUUGUUAAUGUCAGACAGUCCCAUGUUGCUGUGAAACUUACCAUUUCUGUGCUGUUACAGGUCAAGCCUGCUACACCGGUGCCUAUGACUGGGGCAUUACAAGCAAUAGGUGCCCUGGAUGGUGCCCAAAACGCACAGGCAGGAUCACAAGGGUAAGUUCCCCUAUCCUUCUGUACAACAGCCUUUUGGUCGAUGUAAAGUUCUGUUGCUCUAUUAUUUGAAACUUUAAGAUUAACCUUAUAUUAUUUUGUUAAAAUAUUAAACCAGCCCAACAUCAUCAUGACACUUCAAUCAUUUCAAUUGAUAAAAAACAACACAACAGACUUAAGUUCAUUUGUUCAUUCUAUUCUAGAAUAGACAGGUAUUGUUUGGAAACAGACAUAAUUGUUGAUAAAAGAAUUACAUUUUAAUCAUAAAAAUAAAUGGAAAAAAAAAAAUCUACCUUUUUUUUUUCCCUGUUACUCGUUUUCAAUGUUUUUUUCCUAAUUUCAACUUAGUUAUAAAUUAAACAUUUCUGAGAAUUCGUUCAUUGACUGAUAAAAGAAAUAUUUGUCAGCUUCAUAAUAAGCAAUGUAAAACUCAAUCUGCUUCUGUCUUCAGAUCAGCUGGGUCCCUCACUAAUGCUAUGAAAGCUGUAGCAGGAACUUCCCCAGAAUCAGACAGGCCUCAGUAAGUCUUCACAUUGCCUCUCACUUUAAAAAAAUUAGUUUCUGGGAAUUCACCGUGAUAUCACAAAUAUUGCCCUAACAAAGGAGCGACUCUCUAAAAAAAUUAUUUACAAGAUGCUUUUUGUAAUUCUGUUAAAUAAAAAAAUUUAAAUAUGUUUAAAAUUAUGUGAAUAAAGAAAUAGAACAUAAUUAAGAAAAUAAAUUCCUUAGUCUGUCUCUACUGGCAGGUGCUUCCUUAAAAAAAAAAAAAAAAACUGUCAGUAAAAUUAAACUCCAGAAAUAUGAGAGUAAAAAGAAAAAAAACAUAAUAAAAAAAAAAAAAUCCUUAGUCUGUCUCUACUGGCAGGUGCUUCCUAAAAAAAAAAAAAAAAAAAAACUGUCAGUAAAAUUAAACUCCAGAAAUAUGAGAGUAAAACAUUGUUGGGUGUUUGAUUUUCUCAGAUCUGCCCACCAGAUGAAGAAAGACAGCAUCUUAAAGAAACUCAAUGAAAAGGUAAGAUGUCUGGAUCAGAACCAUGACUGUGACAUUGUACUGGUAACAGGUAGAAAACAUGUGGGAGCCUGAGAGGUGAAAUUAAUUGUUGCCCAAUGUAGUGGGAGCUAACGUGAGAUUGAUCACAAAAGGUUUUACAGCAUGCAUAACUUCCAGUGCACAUAAAAUUUAAAGCUUAAAACAGUGUCUUAGCAAAUGUAAGGGGAAACAACUUCUUUAGAUCUCAGAUGAUUUUACAAUUUAGGUUAUAUGUUUACUAUUUUAAACAUGGGAGUCAAGGGUACAACCUUAUUUUAGUGGUACAAAUCAUAUAAUUCCGGUUUACACAUUACAAGAAUUGUGCUGCCCAUAAAAAAAAAAAAUUAAAAUUGGAGACCAUCCUUGUUGGUCCCUUUCAUUAUCUGCAAGGGAGCCAACCCCACUUAAUGCUGUGUGUCAUAUUCAGAUUCAUACCAGUAUUAAGAAUAAUAAUUAUUUUUGUUAUUUAUCUCCACCUUGAAUGACCACUGUCCAGUUUUAUUAAACACAUUAUGUUUCCUUAACCCUUUACAGGGCAGAGGUACUUCCUCUUGCAUGUCCUGAACGGGCACCACUAUUCCGUUUUUAGUAAGAUUUAGGGUGACGUUACAAAAAAAAAAUCAAAUCUAAGGUGUUAGUCAACAAAUUUGUGUGAAAUAAAAAGCAAAUAAAGGAAAAUGAAUGCAGAUUUAUAAUUGUAGUCACAUGUUGCCAUUAAUCCUUAUAUGAACACAAAUAUUUGCAAAAACAACAUAUUGUUUGUGAUUGUGAGUCAUCUAUUUACUAUUUACAAACACUGCCACAAAAUUGCAGUUUGUAAAAUUCAACACUGCUUACUACGCUGAUUUCACUAAUAUUACUAAUAAUAUAAACAUCUAGUUCCAAUUUACAGUCAAUUCGUGCACUUAAAUGUCACUUUAAUUGAAUCCAGCGAAAUCUCAGCUAUCACUUGAAUAAUCGGCAAAAUUCAUUUCGAAAAAAAUAAUUUUUUAAACCCCUAAAACUAAAAAAAAAAUCGAUUAAAUACUUGUAACUGGCACCUACUCUAAUUAGCUAUCGGAAAAACCGGAUGUAAACAAUAGGAAGUCUCGCAAAGCCUCGGAGGUCACAAGAAAACAACACUAAGUUGUCACGGAUGCUUUUGUUUUGGGCAUUUUGCCCUUUAAGUGGUAAAGACGUUUUCGGCCGCUCUGCCCCGUAAAGGGUUAAAGAACCUCAGAGAAUUCUUAUUAUAUAAAAAAUAAUGCUCAGAGAAAUGUUACUUUAUAAUACAGUGGUUCUCAACGUGUAAGUCGCAACCCCUUUGGGGGUCGAACAACCCUUACACAGGGGUCGUCUAAGACGAAAUGCAUAUUUCUGAAGAAGCAACAAAAAUUAUGUUAUGGAUGGGGGUUGCCACGGCAUGAGGGGUUGAAUUAAAGGGUCGCGGCAUUAGGAAUGUUGAGAACCACUGGUAUAAUAAAUCAUGUUCGGGGAAUUGUCACCUUAUAAUAAAUAAUGCUCAGAGAAAUGUUUACUAUCUAAAAAAAUGCUGACAAUCCAUUCACAAAUGACACUAUCUACAGAAUCCUGCACGUGGCAAAUGGAAGGAGCCAGCCUCACCGGCUGUUCCUGAAGAAGUUGAUCGCAGACGGUGGGGAGCUCCAGCAUCCCCUGCAAUCAACGCAGCAGAGGAAGAGGCACCAGAGUCUGCCAGGUCUCAGUGGGGAGCUCAGAAAAACUUGCAUUUGACUAAUGUCCCCUUGGAACUCACAGGAUCUCAGAUGGAAGGUCAGGGGUCAGAUAAAAAUAGAGGUUGAAUAGUUUAGCUCUGAAAAAUACUUGAUGAAAUUGUCAGUAAUAUGACAUGAAUUAAAAUCUCACCAACCCAUGUUACCUAUGGUGUUUGACUAUGUUAUGCAUUGUGAAAUAUUUUUUUCACUCGUGUUUACUUUUUGUGACCAGCAACCAGUGUCAGAGACCAGGUUAUUAAAAUGAAUGCUGCUGGUGGCAAGGAUAAAGAAGUUGGAAGAAGUCAGUGGGGACGACGGUCUGAUGUUGUCCGAGCUCUGGACAAGAUGCCAAUCAGUCAGGAUACAGUCACCAUAAAUGGUAGGUUUAAAAAUGAAAAGCUCUCUCAUGGACUCCAAUUUGAAGUGAUUCUCUGCACAACAGUUAUUGCUUGGUCCAUGAAGACAUUCUUUUGUAAGGUCGGGCCCAACCUCUUGAAACCUUGUCCAAUAUAUUUCACUGGCACGCCUCAUCAAGCAGGCAUCACCGUAAAACCAUAAAGUAGUCAAUCAACAAUGGUGUCUAAGGUUGUCCUGUCAAAACCCACUUUGGUUUUGGGGUUCUCUGGGAUUAGAUGUGCGACAUUUUCCUCUGCUAGGUGAUACCAGUCGGUACCUGGAGUCUUAACAUAGUUGAGCCGGUCGAAUUUAUAUAUUGUCUUACAGUGUUCAGUUUGCAUCUGCAUAAUGAGACUUUGUUCUCCUUGGGUUAGAUUUCACCAGGGUUGCUGGGUCGUGACAUGUUUUUGUAGAGUUUACGGGCUCCAACCGACCAGCCGUUGAACCAUUUUUCAUGGAAAUUGUUUUUGAGCCAUGCUUUGACUCCCAGCUGAGUUAUGGGCCUGUCUGGUUGGGGUAGUGUGGCUCCUUCUCGCACAAGGGUCUCUGCUGGCUCGUUUUGUGUCACAUCAUUGUGACAAGGAAUACACUGAAGGAUGACUGAGCCGCCAAGUGCAUUCAUGCCAUUCACUAUUUCCAGAAUGGCACUUAAUCAUCGUGGACUCUUUCAAGCUCCUUCCAAAUGUUUCCAGAGCAAACUGUGAGUCAGUGAAGACCAUAAUGGUCAGGAAACUUUUCCUCCAUGUCAGUCAGCGACCCACUUGUUUUAGGGCAACCAGUAUUUCUUCGAUCUCUGCAUCUAAGUUUGUUCUGUUUGUCCCACUGGGUCCUGAAAUUUCCUCAGUUGGAGGAACUCCUCCAGGAUAUUCAAUCGGUGCGCCAUGUCCACUUUGGUUUUUGCUUGUGAAACAUGAGCCGCCUGUAAAGACUUUUACCACUUGGUCUGUAUUAGCUUGUAAUCUUUCACACAGCCUCUUCUUUUUGGGCUUCUGGGGACUUGCUUUCGUUACCGCUGCAUUUGCCAGUGAAAGAUGUAUAUGCAGGAGCUAUAAGCAUUCACGCUGCAUUUUUUCUCUGUUUUUGGGUAAGGGUAGGUUUUCUACAUCCAUAAAGGAGGGUCUCUUUAACCCAGUCCGCCUUACCCAAUGGCCUUGUAAUUGGAAACAAGGGUCCUUUUUUUCGUCAAACCUGCAGACUCUUUCCAGUGUUGUUAGAACUGAUUUGCUUCUUCUCAGCCAGGUUCUACGUCUGUACAAAUUUGCUUGGUAAAUGCAAACAUUUUAUCAUAACAGAAGCAAGCUAAAAAUCUGUUUGUGGCUAUUAAUUUUACUUUAUGACGUGAAAUUUUAAAUGUAUAAAUUAAAAUUUGAUUGUUAAAUAAUUUUUUUUCAAAGUUUUAAACUCAAUUGUUUUAGGGAUGUUAAUGUUAUGUUCUUCCAAUUGCAAAAUCAAAAAAAUUUCAACCAAAUAGCAAUAUGUCAUUCAUAAAAUAAUGUUCAAUAUUUUCAUGUUUUUGUCCAGAAUCUUAAAUUCUUAAACGAGGUUCCCUCUAAUUUACAGCAAACAUAUUUGCAGUAUAAUUAGAUUUACAGAACAAAUUCAACAUUUUUUAAAAACAGAGAAUGAUUUAUUUAAUAACCAGGUUCACCAGAAGCUCCAAGCCCUGCACCUCAGGGCCCUCCAAGCCCUGCACCCCAGGGCCCUCCUGUUGGAGUUGGUUCAACAAUCACGAUCAUUCAAAAGCCCCCUGGACAGGGAGCCAUCAGUGGCGAGGACGGAAAGAAUUUGCAGACGGCCAGGAGGCCUCUGCCUGCACCCCCGCGAUCUGGGACUAUUGUUUUAUCCCACGGGUCAAUCGGUCAGUGGAGUUAAAAAUAGCAUUCCCUUAUUUUUUGAAUGGUAAACCAAAACAAGGCUUUGAUCAAGUCAAGCUUUCAAAUGAAAAUUGGGGUCUAUCAAAAAUGAGGUUUUAAAAAAUUAUCAAGUUCGGUGCUAAAGUCAGUUUAUAAAUGAAAUAAAUGUAUGAAAAAUGUUGUAAAAAAUCUAUUUUAUUUAGUUAUUUAAAUAUGACCAAACUCUUCCUCUUUUAACCCCAUGCUUUGAUCUACAAUGUGCAUCACUGUGUUUUAGUUUUUUCUUUUAUGUUCAAUAUGGCUUUUAGAUUAAGGUUAUCUAAAGUUAUAUAAAUAAACAUUUAAUUAUAUGUUCCUGAAGGUGUUAGUGUCCCUGUGGUAGAUGAAUCUGACAGUGCCCAGGUUGAUGUGAAAACUACACCCACUGCAACAGAGGCAGAGGACAAAGGCAAAUUGAAGAAUGACCUCACCCGGUAGGAUCUGUGUGGUUACUUAAACUGGUUACUGAUGUGCAAUGUCUGACCCGGUGACUUUAGUGUACAUUGUUAGAUCAUUGCAUUAUAAAGCAUAAGAAAAAGCAUAUAAUGAUCUUACAUGAAUACAGAAAUAUAUAUAUAUAUAUUUAUUUUGCUUUAGGGAUGGUGCCAAAAGUGUACAGAUGAAUCUCACAUCUGGGAACUUUGAUCUAAGAAAUGUGAAGGUGUGUUACAGGUGUAGUUUACAACAUUUAAGCUGUACGGGAUUGGUAAAUAAUUAUUGUGGCAAUACUGUCAGAGUUGGAAGGGAGAUAACUAACAUACUGGAUGUGUUGAAUCAAAAAAUAUCUUGGCCAGUGCCCGAAUAAUCCAGCAAGUCAUUUAGUUUUUAAAAGACGGCCGUCAAAAUAGAUGACCCAGUUAUUUUUUCAUUUCAUUAUAAUUUAAAAUUACGAUUAGAAUUGAACAAAACAUUUAUCUCUAUUUAUAAAGAAAAUAAAUCUCCCACUCUUUCAUUACCUGGUUGCAUUUAUUAUUAUUAUUAUUGAUAUUGAAGCCCUGUUUAAAAAUGGCUAAACUUUUUACUGCGAUUUGAAGGUCUUAUGCUGUCCCACUUUUUCAGCUUCUCAGAACAAUCUCUGAACCAGAUCUGACCAGCCUGUGUGCUGCACACGCAGAUGAAAGCACUGCCAAGGAUUCUUUACCCGUGACACCUGCAACUCUCCGACGACAUCACAGCCUGGAUCUGACAGUUGUACCUGAGGUAAGACUCUCAGUGGUGGGUUUACGUUCAACCACCCAGGACUAAAAUGUAUCUCUUUAUAUAGAAUGAGGAAUUAUAAAAUGUUCAUACAAUAUGCUUGAAGUGACGGUAAAAGUUUACGAUUAAAAUAAAUGACCCUUUUGAAUAAAUAUGGAAUUCACUAAUUAAUUACUCAACUUAAAACAACCUUUUGUUAAAGAUGAAAAUGCCCCUUUCAAAAGAGGAAGGUAAAAUCAGACUCAAACAUGGCUUCUCAUCUUAGUCUCAAAUAACCAAAUACAUCAACAAAUUAAAUAAAUUUCCAAUUUUUGUUGAUCGACCUUGAAUUACAAAUGUAUUACUUGAUGUAAUGUAAGAGUGAUCUUCCCUCACCAGGGUGACUUUGAUGAAGUUGACAACAGCCCACUCGAUGCGCAGGAUGACGAGUUUGCUGAGGAGGACAUCCUCAUCCUAGCCAAGUAAGUGUUGCAUAUUAUUUCUUUAUGUUUUUUUUUUGUUGCCAGAUUGUUAUGGUAGUUUGUUCCAAAUGUCCACUGGCUGUUUUCCAGAGAACUUGAAUUUUUUUGGAGCUGGGCAUUUAUAAUUUAAAGGAAACUGAAAUAAUUCUAUGUCUAUUUUAAUGACACUGUUGUAGUAGCAACACUGUGUUUAUGAACUUAAACUAUCUUUGUCCCGUUGGUUAGUGGUAAUAAGAGUUGGGCACAAGACAAUGGUUGAUCCAAAAAAUUACAUUUCUAUAAAAGACAUUUACAAAAUUUGUCUUGUAUGUUGAAUAAAAUAUUCAUAUAUAAAAUAAUCAUAUAUAAAAUUCCAAAAUUGUUUGUUUUCCAGCUUUUUAUAAGUCUUUUACCAUUUUUAAACUGACAAAAUGUAACUAGUAAAAAAAUAAUAACAUUUAUUUUUAUAUUUAAAUUAGGGAUGUUGCUGUGAGUCAUAUCUUUAGAAUUUGUGUACAUUUAUCUUCAACAGUGAUGAAGACAAUGACAGUGAUGAGAAUGAAGGUGACGAUGAAGAUGACGACAUACGAAGUAUGAGAGAAACCAUGCAGAGCAUCAUUGACAACAGUGAUGAAGAAGGUGAGGGAAAAUUGAAAACAACCUGUAUUAAUAAUUUUUUAGGAAAGUGAGGGACGGAAUGGAUCAGUCUAUUGGGAAACAGAUGGAUAAAUAUGAGGCUGUUAAAUCAAGUACAAGACAGUUGGAUAGACUUCCUGCUGUUUAAAAUUAACGUUGCAAGUUUCAUCUUUAUCUUUGGUAAAUUAAGUUUUUAAAGAACUGCAGCAAUAGUUAAUAUAUUUUAUUGAUUUUAGUUUUUCAUUAUCAAAAUUCUUCACUGCUCUUUACAUUGCUUCUUUACCCAGAAAAAGAUAAAACUUUAGUGAGCCUACAAACAUCAGGUUCUGAAACAUCUAACAAAAAGGAGCAUGCAAAGAAAAAGUCUAGAGCUUCAAAGAAAACAGAGGAAGCACAAAACGAGCAGCCGGCCAACUCUAAAGAUGAAGAAGAGGAAGAGAAGGCAGAUGAUGGUGACGAUGAAAGGAAUGAUGACAGCGACGAAGCAAAUCUACAAAAACAGACUUUGGCUGAUGUUCUCAAGCUUGAAAAUGGUAAAAUUUUUCCAUGUAAUUCUAGCCACAAGGUGGUUGUGUGAGGUUUUCAUGGGUCUACUGUAGCCAUGCUUCUGUACUCAUAGGCAACCUUUAGCCAAACCUGGCUGCUGUCAUCUGAAAAACGUUAACCAAAACACUGCUUCAUACUUCUCCUGGUUUGCGUUAUCAUCUUUUUUUUUUUCCAGACUCUGUUAGUGUAACCAUCUAGGCCAGGGGUUCUCAACCUUCCUAAUGCCACGACCCUUUAAAUACAGUUCCUCAUGUUGUGGCGACCCCCAGCCACAAAAUUAUUUUCGUGGCUAUUUCAUAGCUUUAGAGCAUAUGUAUUUUCAGAUGGUCUUAGGCGACCCCUGGGAAAGGGUCGUGCGACCCCCCAAAGGGGUCGCUACCCACAGGUUGAGAACCGCUGAUCUAGGCUCUAGUCUGAGUACCAACUCUGAUUGGUUUAUUAUUUCAUCUAAACAGAAGACAGUGAUGAGGACUCAACAUUCGGAGAUGAUGACCAGGACGGAGGGAAGGGCUAUGAUGACCGUUUCGGCAGACUCGAACAGUUGAGGAAAGAGCUGGAGACAGCCUUGGGUGUGAAUAAAUUGGUGGAAGUUUACCAGGUUAUUCAGGUGAGCUUACUUAUUGUUGGUUAUGCUGAAACCACCAUGGGAGGCACUUUAUGUUUAAUGACAUAUUUUUAGUAUGACUUUUGAUUACUUUCAUUCCUUUGUUUCUUUGUUGUUUUUUUGGGGUCUAGACCAGCGGUUCUGAACCUGUUGGUCGCGACCCCUUUGGCGGUUUGAACAACCCAACCCUUUCACGGGGGCCGCCUAAGACCAGGGGAAAACAAAUACACUCUACAGUUAUGAAGUAGCAACGAAAUAAUUUUACGUUUGGGGUCACCGCAACAUGAGGAACUGCAUUAAAGGGUCAUGGCAUUGGGAAGGUUGAGAACCACCACUGGUCUAGACUGAUGCAGACUAGCAGUCAGUUUUUACCAGCACUCUGAAUUUAGAGGCCAAUGGUUUUUUUUUGCUGACAAGUUCCAUGAUUAGUUAAACCAAUGAUGUAGCAUGAAACGUUUGUUGUUGGCUACAACAAUCCAUGAUAUCUAAAUAAUUACCUUUUAAACUAAUAUUGCCUACCGUACGGCAGACGGACACAACAAUCCAAUGAUAUCUAAAUAAUUGCCUUUUAAACAAAUAUUGCCUACCGUACGGCAGACGGACACAACAAUCCAUGAUAUCUAAAUAAUUGCCUUUUAAACAAAUAUUGCCUACCCUACUGCAGACCUGUUUACUCUUACGAUUUUGGCGUACAGUGUACGAUUUUGAGGUGUAUACAUUAUAUAUACUGUAUGUUUAUUUUUUACUAAUAUAAUGUGCUGAAAGAUUUUGUGAUAAGAUUGUACGAUUUUAAGAGUUUGAGGGUAAACAGGUCUGCUGCUGCUACUGCUGCUACUGCUGCUACUGCUGCUGCUGCAAAAAAAAAAAAAAAAAAAGGGGGUCCAAAAUGUUUUAGGUUGUUUCCCCGUGGAUCAUGUUCAAAUCUUAGAUUUCAGUACAUAGCAAUAAUAAAUAAACAUAUGAAUGUUCAAAUCUUAUAUUUCAGUACAUAGCAAUAAUAAAUAAACAUUCCAGUUGAAUGUUCAAAUCUUAGAUUUCAGUACAUAGCAAUAAUAAAUAAACAUUCCAGUUGAAUGUUCAAAUCUUAGAUUUCAGUACAUAGCAAUAAUAAAUAAACAUUCCAGUUGAAUGUUCAAAUCUUAUAUUUCAGUACAUAGCAAUAAUAAAUAAACAUUCCAGUUGAAUGUUCAAAUCUUAGAUUUCAGUACAUAGCAAUAAUAAAUAAACAUUCCAGUUGAAUGUUCAAAUCUUAUAUUUCAGUACAUAGCAAUAAUAAAUAAACAUUCCAGUUGAAUGUUCAAAUCUUAGAUUUCAGUACAUAGCAAUAAUAAAUAAACAUUCCAGUUGAAUGUUCAAAUCUUAGAUUUCAGUACAUAGCAAUAAUAAAUAAACAUUCCAGUUGAAUGUUCAAAUCUUAUAUUUCAGUACAUUACAAUAAUAAAUAAACAUUCCAGUUGAAUGUUUAAAUACUUAUAUUUGAAUUUCUCUCGACUGAAUUAGAGGUUUAGUUUAGAUUUUGAAAUCAGUUCUCAUUUUUAAAAAAAAUGUUUUCUAGAAGUUUCAAGAGGAUGAUGAGGGCAACAUUGAGGAUGGAGCCAAGGAAGCCAUAAAGAUAUUGGGGGCGUCCAGGGAGCAUCUGUUCCCUAAAAUAUUCCAGUUAGUCAUGUCAGACACUGCAUUCCAAGAAGGUAAAGCAGUUUGA
This is a messenger RNA of Lymnaea stagnalis (great pond snail), 12720 nucleotides long. NCBI's taxonomy places the organism in Eukaryota, Metazoa, Mollusca, Gastropoda, Lymnaeidae. The record is from the annotation of a GenBank genome assembly.